GCGGGCCCGGCGCGGGCGGCAGUUCCGGCGGAAGGAAGGCGGCGAGGCCGUUCCGCGGCGUGGGUUCGGGAUGGUGCAGGACCCGCGGGGACAGCUGGUGGCCGAGCUGCUGCUGCGGGCGGGGCCGGCGGGCGGCAUCGUGUGCCUCUGCUCCCGCGCCUUCGUGGAGGAUCGGAAGUUAUAUAAGCUGGGAUUAAAAGGAUUUUAUAUCAAAGAUGCCGAUGACAGUACAGGAGAGGAGCAAGCAUCUGAGGAGGAAAAUGGUUGUCCCAGUGUGACAUUGGGAGUGGACGCUGAUUGUGCGCUGGACCUGGAAGAAGCUGAACUAGACUCGGAGGCUGAGCUUAUGAAGAGCAUGGGGUUACCUCUUCGCUUUGGUGGGCACUCAGCUCACAGGGACUUUGCGGCAAAAGAAAAAUAUAGAAAGAGAGGUAACAUGAAGUUUAUGAAGAAGAAAAAGAAGAAGAAAAAAGAAUUACAGCAAAAACACCAGGAUAAAAUGGAGCAGGAAUGCCAGGAUCACAGUUGUGGUGAUCAUAAGCAGCCCACCCCAGAUGAGCCGGCCUCGGCUACAGAACAAAGUGUGAAAAGCAGCGAAACUCAGAUUAUAAGUGAAGGGAACUGUGGAAGUUCAGAGAGUCUUGCUAAUGAGGCCUUACCCAUUGAACAGAAAUGGGAGAAGUACUGGAGUGAGUAUGGAGAGGGUCUUCUUUGGCAAAGCUGGCUGGAAAAGCAUAAAGAGGUCUCAUCACCUGAAGCUGUGACAACAUCUGAGCCUUGGAACAGUCCGGACACGAAGGAGGAGUGGGAGCAGCAUUAUAGUGAACUGUACUGGUAUUACUGGGAACAGUUCCAGUACUGGACAAAUCAGGGGUGGACUACAGAGAGCUCACACACUGACAGGGUUCAGCUGAAUGGGGUUAUGCAGGAGACUGAUCUUUCGCAAGAAAUGGACCUGGUCAGCCCAGAGGCUGAAGGCAGCAAAGUGCUGAUCUUGGAGCUGUCUCCCUCUCACACCAGAAGUGAGGAAACGCUCACUUCAAGUGCUGAGCCCCAUCAUGAGAUAAUCUCUGGGAUUUGUAAUUUAAGCCUAAAUUUGGAUGCGCUGGAACAGAGCAAUGCGCCUCUAAAAGUAACCAGUGAAGAUCUUCAAGAGCACAGUUCGUGUAACAGUGAAAGCCAGUGUCCCUGUGUUUCAAACCAGAAGGAACCAUGUGAUGGAGGAACCAGGAAAAGGAGAGCAUCUUGUGAAAAUAAAAGUAUUAACCAGUCAGGUUCACAGGAGUCAGGUAACUCAUGUAGCUCAAAUGACAAAGAACAGUUGCCACUUUGUGAUCAAAAUGAAGAUGAAGGAGAAGAAGAGCCUCCUGAAAACAGAAGUGCCAAAGUCAAGAGAAGCCAUGAACUGGAUGUGGAUGAGAAUCCAGUGGAAGAUGAUCCUGAGGAAACCUGUUCUAUUUUGGGCUUCAAGUGUGGUGCAGGACAAAAGUAUGGUGGAAUUCCGGAUUUCACCCACCGACGUGUUCAGUACCUGGAGAAAAAGGCAAAACUCAAGUCCAAAUUUUUGGACAUGCGUAAACCGAGGAAGAGCAAAAACACACACAUUUUCUUUACAGAAGAACCUGAAACAUCUUGCAAAAAAACCAAAACUCUGAAGAAGGUGGAAGCAUUCCUGAAGCAGGUUAAUGAACCUGUGGAGGAAGCCAUGUCCCAGAAAGCCUCUCCUCUGGGUAAAGUUGAGGAGUCAUCGACAAGCAGUGACUCGGAGGAUCAGGAAAGCGUCGCCACUGCACAGAGUGUGAGAUUCAGCAUGGAAACCCCUAAGCUGCUGCCUGCCAGUGUGGUUGGUGGUGAACCUGGGACGAGUAAGCUGGAAGAGGAGGUGAUGGAUGCAACAACAAAAAGCACUGGGUGCCAGGGCAGGGGAAAGCCCAAGUGUGGCUCUGGAAGAGUGCUGGUCCCUCUGGACAUCCCAGAUUAUCUCCAGGCAGAAUUGGAGGAUGUGAGCCCAGUUGUAGAUGAAAAAAAUACUGCAAAGAAGAAGGAGAGAAAAAGGAGGAGAAAGCAUAAAAUUGCACUGGGAGAGAUACCUCCUGAGAUUGCUGCGGACCCUGAGCUGAUCAAGUACUGGGCGCAACGCUACAGGCUGUUCUCUCGCUUUGAUGAAGGAAUUAAACUAGAUAGAGAGGGCUGGUUUUCUGUUACUCCUGAGAAGAUAGCUGAGCACAUUGCAGUCCGUGUCGCUCAGUCAUUCAACUGUAAUACAAUAGUGGAUGCCUUCUGUGGGGUUGGAGGAAAUGCUAUUCAGUUUGCUUUGACCUCAAAAAGAGUGAUCGCUGUUGAUAUAGAUCCUGAGAAACUCAGCCUUGCACGCAGCAAUGCCGAGGUGUAUGGCGUGGCCGACCAGAUUGAAUUUGUGUGUGGAGACUUCAUGGUGCUGGCUGCUGACCUGAAAGCAGAUGUUGUGUUCCUCAGCCCUCCCUGGGGCGGGCCUGACUAUGCCACUGCUGAAAUCUUUGACAUCCAAACCAUGAUUUGCCCAGAUGGAUUUGAAAUUUUCAGGCUCUCCAAGAAGAUCACAAACAACAUUGUGUAUUUUCUACCUCGGAACGCUGACAUUAACCAGAUUGCUUCCUUGGCGGGGCCAGGAGGGAAAGUUGAAAUAGAACAAAAUUUUCUCAAUAACAAACUGAAGACAAUAACAGCUUAUUUUGGGGAUCUAAUAAGGCCUGACCUCUCCUGAAUUCCAUGUGUGUUCUUCCAGGCGCAGCCUCCCUGACUACUUAAUUGCAUAAACCUUUGUACAGCUGGCUUGUCCAAACUGAUGUAAAGCUGUUUUCUGCUUUAAUUUCUCUUCUGAAAAAUGUUUUGUUUAUUGCUACUGUCAAUAAAUGUUUUAUAAGAAUUUUGGAAAAAUUCUAAAACUAGAGUAGUUGUGAAUGUAGAAAAAACUCUUUCAAAACACAGUCUUGCAAGAUUCAAGUCCAGACAGCUGAACGGGACCUGGGAACUUCUUUGCAGCUCUGAUGCGCACUACCGGGGUACUCACUCCAUUCUGGAUGUUCAGGUGUUGAAUUGUUUGAAAGACUCAGAGUGUCAAGAGCUGCUGUCUGUGCUUACAAAACACAAGCACCUGAACAUAACAUGGACCUAGGUGGUCAGAUACACACUGCCAUAUACAGCUGUCAUCUGGCUUCUCAGGCUUCCUGUAUGCCUGGAAACCUUUUCAGGUUUCUUCAUGGCAUGAAGGCCCAAAUGUUUGCUAUAGUGACUUCUGCAGCUUGCUGCAGCCUACGGAGAGAACAAGGUGUGAUUGUGGAUGGCAGCAGGGCUGUGCCCUCUGCUUUGCUAUUUAUUCUGUUUUUCUUUUCCUUUUUGUUACAGAUAUUUAGGAGAAACAUGACGGGAGGUUUGUCCCAGUAGCUUAUUGGAGGAGCUACACACAGGUGUGUGUCCUCUUUUGGACACCUGCUCCUCAUGCAGGCAGCGUGGAGCGUCAGGGAGAGCACUAAUCCCCAGUGGGAAUAGUCCAUUCCAAGUCUGAGUUUUGGGGGAGAACAGUUGCUUUUGGACAUUUCUCCAACCAGAAAAGGAAUCAGGCAAGAAGAAAAGUGUCUGUAGGGCAUAGACAUGGCAUUCUCACUGAAACACGCUUACAGCAGGUAUGCAAGAUUAAUUUUGGUAGUGUUUUGGAGGUAAGAGUGUAAGAAUACGAUUUUGAAGAUGAGAAGUGCUGACUCUCCUCUACUUGGAGUACAGCAGAUCAUGAUGUUGAAGGCAGCAAAGGCUAAGCACUAAACCAUGGAUCUGUGCUGAUGAACAAAGCUCUGUAGAAUAACAGUGUGGAACAACCAAAUGAGAGCAAUUAUUUUUAAAGACAAUAAAGACGUAUUUAAAGAUUUCAUCAAAUCUUUAAAUUGGUUAGGAGACUAAUGGGUUUGUGUAUGUGAGUUGUUAAAAAUACACAUGCAACUUGACUCAUUGCAAGUGUCAAGUACAGUAAAGUAGCACCUAGGAAUGCAUUUUCCCACCUUUACUGUCCAUCUAAUACCAGGCAACUGCUAAACUGUUAAAUGAGCAUUUCCUGCCUUCACGAGGUAUAAUCUUUUGACUGUUUAAUUUGCAUCACUGCAGUUUUUCACUGUGCUGAAGAGAGUAACUGCUGUGAUGGUGAUGGUCCCUAUGCCAGUAUUUAUAGAGUUGAAAAGGAGAGAAAUUACCUGCUCUGCAAUAUUUCCUACAGAAUGGCAAGGGAGAUCCUCCACUCUACACCUGCCUGCUCCUGAGAAAUGUGUUGGCUUUGCAGACAAUGCUUUUGUUUUGAGGAGGAAGAGGAGAGUGGCAAGAGUGCUGAUAUUACAAGUCUAAGUCUGCUGCAGAGGUAGCAUGUAAAUGUAGUGAUAUUAUUAAGUUCCACUGUGAGCUUAAAAAAAAAAAAAAAGCCAUAAAAUCACAAGGCCAAAUGAAAAAUAAAUGUAUACUCAGUACAUAGUUCUCUGUACACUGAAGUUUGACUAUAGUGAACUUACAGCUGCUUACAGAAAAAUUAUCAUCUUAUUCUUUGGUCCUUUUUCCUUCCCAAAGUUAAGAAUAGCUUUAGAAGCAUUUUGAGAUCUCACUAACACCACUCGUUUUACCAUUUGUUAUAUAAGAAAUGUGGUCUGAUUUUGUUUAGUGUCCACUUUUCAGUAAGGGGAAUCUGAAACAUGACAUACAAGGUACAACAUUUACUGUUCCAGUGUUUGCUUCCAUUUGAGUGAACUUAGUGGUAAAAAUGAAAGACUUGUCAAUGGCUUUUACUGAGCCUUGCAAGCAUGUUACGAGUCAAAAAUGGAAGAAUAACCUUGUUCAUGCCUGUUCUUCUGUGUAACCCAAGUGCAAAAGAGGUUGGUUGAUUGGCUGAUUUGUUUUGGAUACCACUUGAAGUCAGAACGUACUCAGCUGGGUUGUGAUAAGUGAUUGCUGCCAGUUCCAUGCUCGCACAGAGCAGGUGGAGUUUCCCAGGGUGGAGAAUCACUCAAUUAAACCUAAUGAACUGACCCUAAUAAAACCUUAAACCUUACAUACCUCUAAGUGCGUUCGCUUUGUGGGUGUUGGUAGAUUCAACCAACAAACUCUUCAUAGAGGACAGCGUCAGUCGUUACAUGAGUUUCUGUAAGGUGAUGUUCUGCUUUGUGUUUUGGAAAAAAAUGUAACGUGCUGAAACAGAAUUAAAUUUCCAGAGUUUUAA
Molecule: messenger RNA, 5230 nt
Organism: Numida meleagris (helmeted guineafowl)
Lineage: Eukaryota; Metazoa; Chordata; Aves; Galliformes; Numididae
Gene: TGS1
Product: trimethylguanosine synthase 1
Exons: 13
Coding region: 71-2743 (890 amino acids)
Biological process (GO): 7-methylguanosine cap hypermethylation; 7-methylguanosine RNA capping
Cellular component (GO): nucleus
Molecular function (GO): RNA cap trimethylguanosine synthase activity
Source: RefSeq, a predicted model, not a curated record